This is a messenger RNA of Oncorhynchus keta (chum salmon), 1048 nucleotides long. Its product is annotated as tumor necrosis factor receptor superfamily member 19L-like. Gene Ontology annotation, biological process: apoptotic process. The record is from RefSeq and is a predicted model, not a curated record. Gene Ontology annotation, molecular function: protein binding. NCBI's taxonomy places the organism in Eukaryota, Metazoa, Chordata, Actinopteri, Salmoniformes, Salmonidae. The annotation marks the transcript as partial. The transcript has 8 exons.
UGAGUACUCUGUAGGAGUAGGUAGUUUAAGUGUGAGAGAAGGUGUGUGCAACAAUCUCUUUGCCUGUAUCACGGACUACUCUGCUCGUCUGGGAGAGAACAGUGCAUGUAUCUCCCUGACUCAGCAUUCUGUCAGCAUCUGUAGCAUCCUCAGUCUGUUGCUAGGGCAACUGAGUCCAAGUCCACUGCCAGUCUGGGGUCAUAUGUUCAGAGAAGAAUACCUGGAAGAAGAUGAGGAACCACCUUUGCUGCUCAGCUCUUGUCCUUCUCACGGUGUUUUGCUCUGGAGGGACUGUAGCCGUGCAGUGUCCCUGGGGGGAGGGGUGUGUGUGUCUGCGGUGCCCCAGUGGCCAGGAGCCAAUCAAGGCUUGUGGGCAGGUCAAGGGACCAGGCGAGGUGGUGCAAUGUCAGUCUUGUCCAGCAGGCACGUUUUCAGAUGGCUAUGACUCUGAUCAAUGUCGCCCACACUCCUCCUGCGGGGUCCUCAACAAAAUGGUGGUAACCUCUGGUACAUCACACUCUGAUGCUGUCUGUGGAGACUGCCUGUCUGGGUUCCACCCCACUGCUGGGAGGUCAGCCUCCACCCUGGUCUGUGUGAGAGCCCCCCCUUAUCUCUCCCCAGCCCCCCCGGCCCAGUCUACCCACGUGCGUGCAGUGCGUACGGUAGGUAAGGGUUUGGCGGGAAGUGGCGGCCUGUCGGUGAACGGUACGGCAGUGCGGAACCCGGAGGAGAAGAGUACAGAGUAUGCCGUGUUCGUCCUGGUGCCAAUCUUCUGUGUGAUGGGACUCCUGGGGAUCCUCAUCUGUAAUAUCCUCAAGAAGAAAGGAUACCACUGCACUGCUGAGAAGGAGGGAGGAGACGAGGAGAAUGCCACACCACAGAAAGAGGGUAACAGUUGUCCCUACAUCGUAGAUGAUUCUAAUGAAGACACCAUCAGUGUUCUGGUACGCCUCAUCACAGAGAAGAAAGAGAAUGCUGCUGCCCUGGAGGAGCUGCUAUUGGAGUACGAGAGUAAACAGAUGGACAUCAGCAAAGCCUCUGCAAUCAA